CGUUUGCUCGAUGUCUACCGCAGACCUUGAUAUUGUCUGGCCGCUUACGUUAGCAUCCGAGCUAACGUUCGCUUACGUUAGCAUCCGAGCUAACGCGAGCCGGCGGCUAACACUUGGCUUUUGUUCGAUUUUCGACACGGGCAAUUUACGGAGGGCAUUCUGCCUCCCUUCUCUUACUGCCGCCAUUCAUCCGCGAUAAGAAACCACCGAGUGACAUAUCAGAUUUUAAAAUGGAUCUUUUUUUCGGCGGUGCUUGUUUGCUUUGUGCAAUGCUCCCCGCAGCUUGACAAUUGUUUCCUGCUGCCGACUAAACUCAAAAGCGCUCAUCCACACAGGCUUAUCUUAAAAAGCGCAGAUGAUUUGGAACCUUUUUUUGCUCCUGUAAUGCAUUUUAAGACACCGGUGAAUAUGUUGUGAUGGUUCUGUGUUGCUUUUGUUGUUUUUGAAGCGACCUGAAGCGACACUGUAAAUCGUUUUUGUUCAACUUGUUCGCAAUUGGUAGGUUUUCAUCAAAAUAUCCUGUGGCGUUUUCAUCAAGAAAACACAAUGUAUGGUAACAUAAGAUGUAUUUUUUUUAUUAAUGCACUCGAUUCAUGAGCCACCAGCUAAUAAUAUCGAACUUUUGAUGCAAAGUAACCAUGGUUCAGUUCAAAUUAGUGCAUACACUUGACACUUGAGGUGAAUGCUUACAUUUUUAAUGUAAGAAAAAACAGUAUGACCACAAAAUUAGCAUUUCCUUUUCGAACGUACACAUGCUUUUCGAUUUCGAAGCAUCGCUACUAGCUAACGUCAACCCCCGUUGAGUCCCGAUAAGUGCACAAACUUAAGACUUAAGGCAAAUCCUGACUGUUUUACUGAACUAAAAAAAACACACAAAAAUCUAGAUGACCAUUUCCUUGAACGCAGUCUCACUUUUCAUUUGGUGGUGCCGCUACGUAGGCUAAUAUUAUCUUUUACUUGACGAAAAAUAACCCCGGUUGAGUUCCAAAAAGACUUUAGGGUGAAGAUAGAUGAAAAAUUCGCGAAUAUUUACCCAUUAUGGUUUACGGCCCCCCGUCGAGUAAGCAACUUGUUCGAAAGUGCCUUCGCGAUAACGCGAGUCCCGAACCCCAUAACGAAGAGUCGAUUUACGUUCUGUUUAAUUCACAGUCCUUUUAUUCGUUUCAAUCAGAAGGCUUGUACUUUGUAGCGAGGCAACGACGUGUUCGUUUUCGCAGGCAGGUUCGAGUUUUGUCCCGGCUUAAAUAAAACAAACCUACUAAAAAAAAAAAAAAAAAACAAUUAGCUCGUUGCGUGUUGGUGACGUCAUUUAGAGUCUUGUAGGUGAACUCGACUCAUUUUUUUUUCCUGCCCCUUUUGGGUCAAGUGUACUCUAUGAUAAAGCACGCGGCCCGGAUGACACAGAGAACGAGGUAGAUCACCUCGACUAACUGUUGCACCCUCACCCUCUCUGUUGGAGCAUGGCUCAAGAGACCAAUCAGACCCAGGUGCCAAUGCUUUGCACGAUGGGAUGCGGUUUCUACGGUAACCCCCGCAACAACGGCAUGUGCUCGGUCUGCUACAAGGAACACCUACAGAGACAACAGGGAGGGGGGAGAUCCAGUCCCCCGGGGGAGAAAGCCGCAACAUCGCCGUCGGGGAUGCCGGGACCCGCUGAUGUCGUUCCAGAGAGCGCAGCCCCCGCGCCCAGCACAGAGGCGGCAGGGCGGACUUCACCCGACGAACCAACAUCCAGUGUCAGUCCUGGCUCUGCCAGUCCAGUCACUCAACAGAUGACGGCCAUGAGCAUCUCCCAGGACUCGGCGGCUGUCGACUCGGAUCGAGCCGAGGCUGAUGAUGCCGAAGAGGAGGAAUCGUCUGGCACCUCGGAGCCAGCGGGAGAAGCUGCGCAGACCUCUGAUGGCGAGCAGACUCCUGAUAAGAACAAGAAAAAGAACCGCUGUUUUUCUUGCCGGAAGAAAGUUGGACUCACCGGUUUCGACUGCCGCUGCGGCAACCUCUUCUGUGCCAUCCACCGUUACUCCGACAAACAUGACUGUCCCUACGAUUACCGGAGCGCCGCCGCCGCCCGCAUACGCAAGGAGAACCCCAUCGUGGUGGCCGAGAAAAUCCAAAAGUUAUGAAGACUCGACGACGACCACCACCGCCGCGACGACGACGCGCGCCACGCCUCUCGCUUGACAAUUGGCAACAACGGUGACACCCGAUAUCACGGCUUCGUUCGUUCAUGGCGAUCUUAAAAGCCGGGCAAGGGCGGGGCACUCGCAGCCACUGUUCAGACACUUUCCCCUUUACUAGCAUCUCCACUAGUGACUGAGUCUUUUCUCGAUGAUUGUGUUUGUAUGCGUGUGUGUGUGUGUGUGUGUGUGUGUGUGUGUGUGUGUGUGUGUGUGUGUGUGUGUGGGAGAAGAGCGGCAGGGGCUCGGACAUGCUGCGGGGACGGGAGGCGUUUAAAUUUCCUUGUUGUUGUCGUCGGGGCGGGGUCUUUAAUUUCUCAUCCCAUCCUUGUGAAAAAAGAAGAAUGGAUCAUGAGGUGGAUUGGCCACCAACCAGGGAGCUCAGCGAGACCUUGUUAAGGGCUUCGGAUUCUCUUCUCCACUCGUAGAAAUGAUGUCAACUUCUCCGAUAAUUUUUUUUUUUUUUACACCCCCCCCCUCCCCCCUUCCAGCCUCGCCGCCCUCUCCCAACUUUCUCAAUCACCACACUAUGGACUUUUCCCAGCAUUUUCCAGCAGCGUCUCUCUUUGAUAUCUUGACUUGUAUUGGGUGCAUGAACGGGAGGGCGGGGCUAACUUGACUUAACCGAGUGAUUGAAUAUGUUUAUUUUUAUUUUUUCCUGUUUUAAUGAGCGUAUGACUUCAGAAGAUCUAUAUUAAUAUAUUGUAGUUAGCUUGUGUGAUUGCAUUCUAUUUAUUUUUUAUCAUUCUGGUGGGCCCGCCGGAGGAUGGGCAGCAUGUGUCGAGCAAAUCGUACGCGAUUUGCACUCAUCUUGAUUAUUCGGUAUGUAGAACGGGAAAGUGGGGGGGGGGGGGGGGGCAAGCGGCCCCAGUAAAGGCAAAAAAAAAAAAAGGUCAUUUGGGAUGGACUGAGCCUCUUUCACACAAAGCCCAAAAAUGUGUCCUUAACUCACACCAACUCGUUCAACAUCCCGACUUAACACAUAAUCACAUUGGCGCCCGUUUUGUCUUCAUCUGCAACAUAGACAGCUGCGUUUACAAAAGUUCUGAAGCACUACUUACAGAACAUUAGGGAUGUUUGGCUUUUGGGACUUUCUUUUGGGACUUUCAGGAGGUGAACUUCCAUUUGAGCUCAGCUUUUUUUGGUCCAGCAAGCGGUUUUCUCCAAACAAGGAGCUGAAUGGCAAAAUUCACAACCAUGAACACUUUCAAGGGCGACGACUUGCAUUCCUCACCCGUGAUUCCACUUUCAAGCGACAGAGCUACAGGGGGACUGGAAGUGUCACAGAAAGGCAUAGAUGUGGACAUCCUUGGAAAGCUUCACGUCUUUGUUCAUUUUGCCCGUUUAGUUUCUUGUUAUAGAACAGCAAAAAAAAAAUGUCGCAUUAACCCAAUAACUUAACCUGGGGAUGCAGCUUGCAAUUAUUUUAAUUGAUUAAUCUCGUCUUUUUUUUAACUUGAUGUAUGCAAUAAAAUAAUAUCAAUGAU
This is a messenger RNA of Hippocampus comes (tiger tail seahorse), 3664 nucleotides long. RefSeq names its product AN1-type zinc finger protein 5. The transcript has 6 exons. NCBI's taxonomy places the organism in Eukaryota, Metazoa, Chordata, Actinopteri, Syngnathiformes, Syngnathidae. Bases 1461 to 2123 code for a protein of 220 amino acids. The record is from RefSeq and is a predicted model, not a curated record. Gene Ontology annotation, molecular function: zinc ion binding; DNA binding.